This is a messenger RNA of Camelina sativa (false flax), 558 nucleotides long. The record is from RefSeq and is a predicted model, not a curated record. NCBI's taxonomy places the organism in Eukaryota, Viridiplantae, Streptophyta, Magnoliopsida, Brassicales, Brassicaceae.
AUGGCAAAACCGCUUGAACAUGAAGAGCAAUUUGAGUUCAUUCUUGCUGGCUUAACUAAAGACUACCGGUCUGUUAUUGACCAGAUUGAAGGACGUGAAAAGCCUCCCUCCAUCACCGAGGUUCAUGAAAAAAAUUUCACUAGAGAAGCAAAACUGAUGAUUGCUGUAUCUUCUAUCUCUACUUCAGUUCCAGCCUCCGACAAUGUUGCCUCACGUCAACACCAAUCACGCAACUUCAAUGGUAAACAAACUCAGCGCCAGACUCAACCCUGGAACAACACCAACCAGCAAAAAUAUCAGUCUUCAAGACCUGACAACCGUAAAUCUUGUGGCUAUCAAGGCAAGUGUCAGCUCUGUGGUUUUUUUGGACAUAGUGCUAAACAUUGCAGUCAACUACAACAAUCCAAUCCUGCAUCUCAGUCUGGUCUACUCCCGUCUCCUUUUCAUCUUUGGCAUCCGCGUUCAAACUUUUCAGCAGCUUCCUCCAAUCCAUGGGUAAUGGACAUUGGCUCUACUCACCACCUCACCAGCUAUCCCUCCAGUCUGUCACUUCAUUAG